This is a messenger RNA of Gigantopelta aegis, 1386 nucleotides long. RefSeq names its product rab GDP dissociation inhibitor beta-like. NCBI's taxonomy places the organism in Eukaryota, Metazoa, Mollusca, Gastropoda, Neomphalida, Peltospiridae. Gene Ontology annotation, biological process: small GTPase-mediated signal transduction; vesicle-mediated transport; protein transport. The record is from RefSeq and is a predicted model, not a curated record. Gene Ontology annotation, cellular component: cytoplasm. Gene Ontology annotation, molecular function: Rab GDP-dissociation inhibitor activity.
AUGGAUGAGGAAUAUGAUGUUGUUGUUCUAGGAACUGGAUUAAAGGAAUGUAUCUUGAGCGGGUUGUUGUCCGUCUCUGGCAAGAAGGUCCUUCAUAUGGACAGGAACAAGUACUAUGGUGGGGAGAGUGCAUCUCUGACACUAGAUCAAUUAUAUCAAACAUUUGGUUUAGGAGAUGUUCCUGAAGCCAUGGGCCGACCUCGAGACUGGAACAUUGAUCUCAUUCCCAAGUUCAUCAUGGCUGAUGGUGAACUAGUAAAAUUACUUAUUCAUACUGGAGUGACACGCUAUCUAGAAUUCAAACAAAUAGAUGGUAGCUAUGUUUUCAAGAAAGGUGGCAAGAUACACAAAGUACCUGCCAGUGAAACUGAGGCUUUAGCUACAGGUCUUAUGGGGCUAUUGGAAAAAAGACGAUUCAAGAACUUCCUUCAGUAUGUUUAUGAGUGUGACCCAAAUGAUCCUAAGACAUUAAAGGGUGUUGAUCCCAAAACAAUGACAAUGCAAGAGCUCUUUAAGAAAUAUGAUCUUGAUGCAAAUGUUGCAGACUUUACUGGUCAUGCUUUAGCCCUUUAUCGGAAUGAUGAAUAUUUGACAAAACCUUGCAUAGAAACCAUCAAGCGCAUCCAGCUAUACAGUUCAUCUCUUCAACGUUAUGGGAAAUCUCCUUCUUAUCCUUUAUAUGGACUAGGUGAAUUACCACAAGGCUUUGCUAGACUCAGUGCUAUAUAUGGUGGUACUUAUAUGUUGGACAAACCUAUUGAUGAGAUUGUCUAUGAAGGUGGUAAAGUUGUGGGCGUAAAAUCUGGCGGAGAAGUUGCUCGUUGUAAAUGUGUUAUUGGUGAUCCUUCCUACUUCCCUGACAAAGUUCAGAAAAAUAGGCUGUUCGUGCUAUUUGUAUUUUUGACUCAUCCACUUCCAAACACAAAGGAAUCACAAUCCUGUCAAAUUAUUAUCCCUCAAAACCAAGUGGGAAGACAAUCAGAUAUUUAUGUGUGCUGUGUCUUUGCUCACAAUGUGGCUGCUAAAGAUUAUUAUGUUGCUAUGGUGAGUACUACCGUAGAGACAGCUAAACCUGAGGAUGAACUUAAACCUGGUCUCGAUUUGCUUGGACCUAUCAAAGAAAUGUUUGUCAAGGUAUAUGACCUGUUCAAGCCCACUGACAUGGGAAUAGAAAGUCAGGCAUUUAUUUCUGAGAGCUAUGAUGCCACUACUCUUGAAACUGCUUGUCGAGAUGUGUUGGUCUAUGAACGGGGGGGGAUCACUGGAGAGCCUUUUGAUUUCUCUAAAAUCCAAACAGCUGUAGUUGAAAACUGUGGAGCAUUGGACAUGGGAGGAGUGAAGGUGACCGUGGAUACAUUCUUGAUAUCCAGUCCUAUUUGCAACUGA